CCUUCACACAUAAUCGUUCUUCUUUGGUGAAGUGAGAGUUGUUCUCUAGCUCCACGCGCGCUGAUCAGAUGUUCCUCAUCUCAGAAAUGACAAAAUGUUAUAAACUCAUCCAUUGAUACUUUUGAUAGCAACUGGAUCCUAUCGACACAACCCUGCUCUGAACCACUCCAGAGCAGGAAACCUCUGUUAUUUCAGUUGGAAUAAUUUUACUCUUAGGAAGCACUGUCCUUCGUGUGCCGUCGCAGUGGAUGGGAAUCGCUUUGAGCUCUGGAGCCGAGUUUGGAGGUAGUCUGCUGUGCUUGUUAGGAGGAUAACAAUUAUGGAUAACUAAUUUGAAAUGUAAGCGAUCCAAACUGUUAUGGAGUAUGGGGAAUGCAGAUUGUUCAGAGGAGUUUAGCUGUGUUUAGUGUGACAAUUGAGUGUUGAAUUAUUUUGUGACGAUUUUGUAGUUCAGUAAAGCCGGCGUCUGAGAAAGUUUUUAGCUGUAGCAGUGUAGGUGUUUCGACACAAUGGCGAACUUUUACCCGACUCUAUCGGGGAGCCUGCCAGUGCUAGCGACUCUCUUGUUCCUAGCAUCACACGUCUCUCCACAAAUCAACAGUAGAACAUCCUUGACAAUAGACAAUGUUAUAGAUCCAGAGUCGAGUUCAGUCUCCUCAUCAAGCGGAUUAUUUUUUGAAGCGGAAGAAAAUGGAGCUGGUCCUUUCAAUGGGGGACAUAGAACUGCUCAGACUGGCGGAACAACGAUGGCUUUUGUUUUUGAUGUAACGGGAUCCAUGUUUGAUGACUUGCAGCAGGUUAUCGAAGGAGCAGAGCGUAUUUUGGAUUCUAAUUUGAAGAGAAGAGACACGCCUUUGAAAAACUUUGCCUUGGUGCCUUUUCAUGAUCCAGAAAUCCAAGAGAUCACUAUCACAGAAGACCCUGAUUAUUUCCAGCAGAAGCUCAAGGAUCUCUACGUCCAAGGAGGAGGAGAUUGUCCAGAGAAGAGUAUCACAGCCAUCUAUCAUGCUCUCAACAUCAGUCUUCCAGGAUCCUUCAUCUAUGUCUUCACCGAUGCCAGAUCCAAUGAUUACGAGCUCACCAACGAGGUCCUCAAGCUUAUCCAGGAGAAAGAAAGCCAGGUUGUUUUCGUCAUGACUGGGGAUUGCGGGAAUCAGUCUCACCCAGGGUUCCAAGCCUACGAGCAGAUCGCUGCCACCAGCUCGGGUCAAGUCUUCAUGCUUAACAAGUCUGAUGUAGAUCUGGUGUUGCGAUUUGUUGAAAUAUCUCUGCAAUCUCGCAAGGUCAACCUGCUGUCAACCGACUAUGAGCAUGGGGCCACUCAAGUGCAUCAGGUUCCGAUAGACACCAGGAUCAACCAGAUCACCAUCUCUGUCAGUGGUGAUAGUAGGAACGUCACUUUUAGAGAUCCUAGGGGUAGAGACAUACCAUUGAUAAAUUCACAAAGAUAUAACGGUGGACAGCAGUAUUUAGAGGAAUUAUUAACUUUAGAAAAUGUGUAUGUAGUUGGAAUGGUUGAGCCGUCUCCGGGCACCUAUGAGCUGAUAACAAACUCUAGAGAGGAACAUACGGUGCGUGUUACAGCCAUUAGUCUUCUGGAUUUCGCCUUUGGAUUCGCUAGGAACCCCACGUCGGACCUAAACAACACCUUCCAUAGACCCAUCAGAGGUGUUCCUUCUAACUUGAUGAUCGAGGCCCUUCAUCUGAAUCCUCCAGGAAUCCUGGAGAAGGUGGAGUUCUUGAACCUGAGGGGUGAGACCAUCUUUGAGACGCGCCUUACUCAGAGCACAGAGAAUCCAGACCUUUACAUUGCCCCUCGCACCAUCCCACCUGAUAGCUACUUCCACAUCAGGGUAUCGGGUAUCGACAGCAUGAACUUCAGGUUCCAGCGACUCUCCAAAGCAGCUAUCAGUCCUCUUAUACCAGACCCCCCAACAACCUUCAUGCCGAGAAGGACACCAGGUUAUUAUGGAAUGGAUGCUAUAUUGACCUGUGAUGUUGAGAGUAUGAUACCAUUCACCGUCCGGUGGAUGAGAAGGGGAACUCCCCUAGAUGGACCUAUUGAAUUCAGCGAAACUGGUAGCGCAACUUGGACUAUAAAGAACUCUGAUAGCCGAAUAGAAGGGGUGUACUCCUGUAUAGCAGAAAAUGAAGAAGGAAGUGCCCGAUCAGAGACAUACCUCGAUAUCACAGAACCACCCCCAGUGAUUGCCAGACCUUACAACACAUCAGUCCUACCUGGUAGCGAUGGUGUCAUGUCAUGUUUCAUCUCCAGCACUGUAGAGUAUAACAUAACAUGGGAUAAACCAAAUACAUUGGUGUCGCUACAAGGCCACAACAGAGUAAGCCUGAUGAAUAAUGGCUCCCUUGUGAUCCAAGAUGUUCAUCCUGGUGAUGCUGGCUCCUAUCGUUGUCGAGCAUGGAAUGAAGGAGGAGUCACUGAGGAACACGUCUAUCUUUAUGUGCAAGAGCGACCCCAAAUCAACGCCUACCAAGGCAACGUGACCUUCACGUCCAGUCAGAACAUCACCCUUCGAUGCUCGGCCAAUGGCUACCCACACCCUGAGCUCAGAUGGCUGAAGGACGGCCAGGAGCUUCCCAUCGUGCCUGGGACAAGGCGCGGAGAGAUCAUCCAUCAAAUCUUCAAUGCCUCCAGAGAGGACCAGGGAAUAUACACCUGCCUGGCAAGCAACACGGCCGGCUCAGACUUACUCAACGUCUAUGUAUCCUACCAUGAGCCUCCUCGCAUCCAGAUGACGCAGUACCGUUACCUGACCCCGCCCAGUCAGAAGGCAACCCUCUCCUGCCCAACCUCUGGGGUACCCCCUCCUGAGAUCACCUGGUUCAAGGGGGACAGAGACCUGACUAGGGUCACCUACACCAGGAUCUGGCCUAACGGGGACCUGGACAUCAUGGGGGUCCAGGACUCAGACUCUGGUUCCUACACCUGUUAUGCUACCAACGAGGCGGGCGUGGUCUCAGAGACAGUUCAUCUUGAAGUUGGAUCCUCACCCAUUAUCCUGCAGCCGCCCAUUGAUCUUGGUGUUAACUACGGGAUGAACGUCUCAGUGACUUGUAUCGCCAUGGGGCAUCCUCCACCUGCCGUUACAUGGAGGAAAGUCGGCCAGUCGCACCUCGAUAUCAACCCCAGGAUUACCAUGACUGAAGACGGGAAUCUAUUCAUCAGAGACAUGCAAGUGGAGGAUAGUGGGACGUACGUCUGCGUGGCCCAUAACGAACAUGGAUCAACUGAGGCAUCGGCUCAGCUUCGAAUCACAAAUCUGAUCCAGCCUCAGAUCAGUGCCACAAGCCAGGAGGAAGUGGUGGUUGUUGAAGACGAUGUGGUUGUACGUUGCAACGUGAUUUCCGGCAACCCACCACCGACAGUGACGUGGUUUCACUCCAGCGAGAGGCUCUACCCUGAGUACAGCCCUCGCCUAGAGCUCUUCCCUGAUGGUAGCCUGGGAAUAAGAGGUGCGGUCAUGUCAGAUGCAGGCAACUACACCUGUGUAGCGGAGAAUGCUAUCGGCAAUGAUACCAAGAUAACUCGUAUCAGAGUCCACAAUCCACCCAGUAUAUCAGGCACAGAGACCAGCUACACUGUAAUCCAUCACGAGUCGGUCACGUUGCUAUGUCCGGCAGCAGGCCACCCACCACCACUCAUUGAGUGGAUCAAGAACGGACAGACGAUACCCAAUCUUGGGCUGCAUCAGAGCGCCCUCACUCUAAGCUAUGUCACAGAGCAGGACGCAGGGACGUACAUCUGUAGGGUGUCCAAUCUUGCUGGAUUCUCAGAGAUUGAAAUAACGCUCUUUAUUCUGGUGCCACCUGCCCAUGAGGGUGUCGAGACCACCGGUGUCGUCAAUGUGACACAGGGGGAUAGUGUGACCCUCCCAUGCAAUGUAAGGGGGACUCCCCCUCCUCAGAUCUCCUGGUUCAAAGACAACCUUCCCCUCCCGGAAGCGGGAAGGAACUUCUAUGUGAAUACAGACGGCGGCUUGGUCAUUCAGCAGAUGUCUGUGGCUGAGGAAGGGCAGUAUAGGUGUGUGGCCUCUAACAUAGCAGGCAACGUCUCAAAGGAUGUCCGCAUUACUAUUCUUGUUCCCCCAAGCAUCGAGCCUGGAAACACAGAGUACGCCGUGGUAGCUGGAGGCUCCAUCAUCUUGUCUUGUGAGGCCUAUGGCAUCCCCAUGCCGGAGGUUGUAUGGCAGAAAGAUGGAGCUCAGCUGUCUAUAGCUACCAGGAACGUCCGCAUCCUGGAUCUAGGAUCGCUCCAGAUAGACGUCACUUCAGAGGAGCAUACAGGAACGUAUACUUGCCUGGUUACCAACGAGGCUGGAUCUACCAACAGGCUCAUCACUCUAAGUGUAAUUGUUCCACCACGCAUCUUUGAUGGCCAGACUCAGUACACAGUGGUCCAAGGUCAAGCCAUUAUCCUGCACUGUCCAGCUACCGGUACCCCUCCUCCAACGAUCACUUGGUCAAAGGAAGGCAUUGCUAUCCCACUCAACGAUCCGCACUAUGACGUUGAUGAGAUCGCUGGCACUCUGACCAUGUUUGGUGUCCUGCCGACUGAUUUUGGAACAUAUAAGUGUGUCGUGAGGAAUGAUGGUGGAUCAGUGUACAAGGAUAUCACUCUGUCUGUCCAUGUUGCUCCCGUUAUUGAGGAAGCUGUCGAGGAGACGUUUAGCAUCACUAUAGGUCAGACUGUCUCCCUUCCUUGUGAGGUGACGGGCACCCCUCCGCCAAUAGUCACCUGGUACAAGUCAGGCAACCCCAUCUCGGUCACUAGCUCUAUGGUCAUCACGCAAGACUCACUGGACAUCUAUAGUACUAGACCAUUUGAUACCGGCAUCUAUCAGUGUGUGGCAAGCAACGUUGCAGGCAACGUCACCAGGAACUUCAGGCUCAUUGUCAUGAUUCCUCCAAGUAUUCAAGAUGGCCCAGCGACCCGUACGACUGAGGUCGGAGCUCAUAUUGAGUUGGAAUGCAGGGCUGAUGGUAUCCCACUGCCUGAUAUCACUUGGUAUAAGGAUGGAGAACCUCUUGGCACAUACAAUGACCCAAGGUUGCGAAAGACCGCCUUUGGUACUCUUCAGAUAGUGAACGUAGAUCAGGAAGAUUCUGGAGAGUAUGCCUGCUAUGUCUCCAACGAUGCAGGCAAAGCUUCCAAGUUCGUAACUCUCACCGUCAACUUGGCGCCCAUUUUACUAGAUAGUCCUGAUUCCUACACCAGCCUGAUACGCAACCCUGUGACACUCCAGUGCCUAGCUGCUGGCUUCCCUCCCCCUGAUGUGACGUGGCUGAAGAAUGGAGCUCCUCUAAACCAAGAAGAUGUCAGAUACUACAUAACUCCCAGCAACUCGCUUCUCAUAGCUUCCACUAUGAGGGAAGAUAGUGGCAUCUAUACCUGUAACGUAUCUAACACAGCAGGAUCCCAAUACAAGCACAUGGAGCUGACAGUUUACCUACCUCCAACAUCCAUCAACAGUGGGGACACCAGCUACGAUGUUACCCUUAACAAUCCCGUCUCGCUACCCUGCGAGGUGCAAAGUUACCCCCCUCCUACCAUUACAUGGCUCAAGGAUGGGCGGGUGAUCCCCUAUACCAACUCUCAUUACCGCAUCCAGCCAUCUUCUCUUGAUAUCCCCAUGGCUGUGGUGAGGGACUCCGGGGUCUACACCUGCAUCGCGACUAACAUCGUCGGCAACAUUUCUAGGAAUUAUCAAAUCAAUGUUCAAGUUCCUCCAUACAUCAGUCCCGGUCCUGACACCAUCACCGCCUACCUGGGCCAGAAUGUGACCCUUCCAUGUGACUCUAUCGGUGUUCCCACCCCAAUGACCAUGUGGGAUAAGAGUGGCCUGCAGCUCAACUACGACAACCCUCGAUUCCACAAGCUAGAUGAAGGUUCUCUGAUCAUCAGUGAUGUGCGAGAGCUGGAUGCGGCUGCUUAUUACUGUCUGGUGGUUAACCAAGCAGGUGCUGAUACCAGGAGGAUCACUCUCACUGUAAAAGACGCUCCUCGCAUCAUCAAUGAGCUCCCUGAGGUGAUGGAACAGAUCAUGAACACAGAGGUACGGAUACCAUGCCAAGCCACCGGGACACCUAGACCUCAGGUCAGUUGGUUCAAGGAUGGACGCCCUAUAGAACAACUCCGAGGCUACACAGUGCUUGGAGACAACACCUUGCUGAUAUCUAGUCUGCAACCCUAUGAUAACGGCCGAUACGAGUGCAGAGCACAGAGUGAGAGUGGGUUUGAUUCUAUUGAUGUCUUCAUAGAUACACAGGUGCGCCCUCACAUUGCUGGUGAGAACACACCGGACGACCCUGUCGUUGUCUUCACUGAAGAGGAUCAGACGGUCAUCUUAGAAUGCAACGUCACCGACUCUCAUCCUCCUGCAGAGGUCACAUGGUACCAGAACGGUCAGGCCAUACUGGCCAGGGCAGACAUCGGGAUUCACUUUGAGACCGGCGAUACCAGUCUCAGGUUACCCUACCUAAGGCCUGAGGAUGCUGGUCACUACCACUGUGAGGCAACCAAUGGACAGGGGUCCAGUCAGCGCCACUUCUCCGUGGAAGUCCACGUCGGCCCGGUGAUCAGGAAUCGACGACAGGAGCAGGUCACGGUGCAAGUAGGUCACAGCGUCACGAUCCACUGUGAAGCAAGUGGGGUACCCGAUGCCAGGAUUCUCUGGAUGUUUGGUGAUAUCGCCAUCUCCAGUCAGAACAGCCGUUAUCACAUCGCUAGCAAUGGCUCUCUGCAUCUCAGAGAGGUACAGGUCAUUGACUCGGGCGUGUUCACAUGUAUCGCAAAGAACUCAGCUGGAAAUGACACCAGAGUAGUCAAUAUAAAUGUGAUUGUACCACCAUCUAUCAACGAUGGCACGUCUGACAUUGUCCGCACCCUCUCCAGCUCCGUCAUCCUCCCUUGCGAGUCGGCAGGAGUACCUUUCCCUGAGAUCACAUGGUACAAGAACGGCGCUCCUCUCAACCUCUCCAACCCCAACCUGGAGAAGCUCUUCUCUGGCUCCCUAAGGAUCCGUAGUGUGGAGGAGGAGGAUUCUGGGGUCUAUCGAUGUGUGGCCGUCAACCAGGCGGGCCAUGAUUAUAAGAUGCUCACGCUAUGGAUACACACCCCACCUUCCCUGCAGCCGGAUGCAUCCAGGAACGUAUCGACCGGUGUGGACGAGAAGGUCAUCAUCCCAUGCAACAUCAGUGGUAGUCCGAAGCCGCAGUACCGCUGGCUGAAGAACAACCGCGAGCUGCUGAUGAACUAUGGCAAGAUGGAGCUGCUAGAGGACGGUUCCUUGAUGAUCAGGGAUGUGGAGUCGAUAGAUAGGGGCUCCUAUACCUGUGAGGCUACUAAUGCUGUAGGGGUGCUAAGCAGGGAUAUUAGGCUUGAAGUGUCAGUUGCUCCGAAGAUUACAGGUUCCAAGACGCCCGUAGAGUACCCAGUAGGGCAGUAUGAUUCCAUAGAGCUCCAGUGCAUGGUAACAGAUGCCUUCCCACCACCCAUCAUCAAGUGGUAUAAAGGAGAUGAGACGUUGACCGGCCAGGAGGAGGCAGUCACUAUCAAAGACCAGGGCAUCACCCUGGAGAUUGGGUCUGUUAACAUAGCCAAUGCUGGGGAGUACUACUGCACAGCAACCAAUGAUGCUGGUAUGGCAUCUAUGAACUGGACAAUCGACGUACAGGUUACACCCAGCAUCCUGAAUGGACAGGACGAGUACCUGACCACGGUGCAGAACAUUGACAUCACCCUCCUGUGUGAGGCAGAGGGUAACCCCACACCCACCAUCACAUGGGAGAGAGACAACAAACCCUUGGAGCUUAGAGACAGUCACUACCUCAUCGGAGAGGACGGCUCCUUGAGGAUCACCGCUCCGCAGCACACCGACAGCGGGGGCUACGUUUGUGUGGCGUCCAACAACAUUGGAUAUGCCAUCAAGAACUUCCAUCUUGUUGUCAAGAUUCCUCCCAAGACAAGCACGCAGCAAGAGGUAGUGACCAUAGGUCUACGUCAGUCGGUGACCCUACGAUGCCAAGCUGCAGGAUUUCCCGCACCCACCAUCAGCUGGAGAAAGGACAACUUACCGAUCCCUCUCAGUACCCGAGCCUUUAGCAUCAGCAGCAAUGGAGGCAGCCUGACCAUCAACAGCACUCGAGAGGGCGACAGUGGUAUUUAUUCCUGUAUCGCUUCCAACGAGGUGGGCGAACAGUCCUUGGACAUCCUGCUGAAGGUGCAGGAGCCACCCAUCAUCCUAGGAGAACUUGAGGUUAAUCGUAUGCAACAUGUCCAGCUGGUGGAAGGUGAUGACAUCGAGCUGCCCUGCCCGACCACCGGCUACCCCAAACCAAGAGUGGCCUGGUUCAGAGACAACCGGAUUCUGUCUCCUCCAGAGUAUAAGAUCAAGGAUGAUGGAACGUUGGUCAUUCCGGGAGCCAUGCCGUUUGAUGCUGGAGUGUAUACUUGCAGUGCAGUGAAUGAAGCUGGAAACUCAAGUAUAUCCAUUAAUGUCACAGUGAUGGUUCCCCCACUCCUCGUGGACGCUUACAGACCUGUGGACAUCAUAGUCAUUCUCAACAAUCCUGCUAGGUUGUACUGUGAGAUUGACAUCUCUAUCCCCAUGGCAUCCAUCGUCUGGCAGAAGGAUGGCAUCUCUCUUCGGGAGGAUUCCAACAUCCGCAUCUCUCGAGAUGGUCAGAUCCUUGAGAUUAAUCAGGUGCAGGUCAAUAACGAGGGUCGGUAUACCUGUAUCGCAACGAACAAUGCAGGAAACGCUACCAAGUUCUUUGGCCUUACAGUGCACGUUCCUCCAAUUUUCCCUGAUGGUAACCCUGUGAACCCCAUGAUGAUGAGCAUCAACGAAGAUGACUCCACCCAGCUUGGUUGCCAUGCCAGCGGGUACCCUCCACCUACCAUUAGAUGGUACAAAGAUGGUCGCCUGGUAACCCACAAUGAACCGGGCGUGGCUGUGUCCAAUUCUGGAGAAGUACUAAGGAUUAAUAGGGUGAAUAGGAUACAUGCUGGGCAGUUUACCUGUGUCGCAAGCAGCAUUGUAGGGAACAUCUCCAAGAGUUAUGUGCUCAAUGUUAGAGUGAGGCCUGAGAUUGAAGGAGCAGAAUUCCCUCACAAUGUCUCCGUUGUCAACAACAUGGGUAUUGAGCUUCGCUGUCCAACCGUAGCUAUCCCCGUCCCAGAGAUUGUUUGGUACAAGGACGGUCACCGUCUUCACCCCUUCCAGAGCGGAGUCCUCAUCUCUCCUGAUGGCACCACUCUGAGGAUACCUAAUGCUCAGCUUCACGAUGAGGGCGUCUAUCAAUGCGUUGCAACCAAUGUGGCGGGAGAAGAGAUGAAGUUGUUCAAUUUACAGAUUGAUGUUCCACCUGUCAUAGUAUCCAGGGAGCCUAAUCAGAUUGCCGUCAUAGCUGGUGGCUCAACUACCAUUGACUGCGAGAGCUAUGGUGUCCCCAAACCAACAGUCACAUGGACAAAGAAUAACGCCUUUAUAUCACCAGCUAGCAUAAGAUAUGACAUAGACCCCGCUGGAUUGCUCCAUAUAGCUACAGUGACAGUCGCAGACGAAGGUGUCUUUGAAUGUUUUGUCUCCAACUCUGCUGGCAAUGUGACAAGAAGAAUUGAUCUACAGGUUCAAGUUCAACCAACCAUCACACCAGGGCGUGGCAGGGUGACCACCCAAAUCGGUCAGUCAGUGCGCCUCUUCUGCGAUGCCACCGGUGUCCCCACCCCAGAGAUCCUGUGGCAGAAGGAUGGUCAGAGGGUUUCUCCCAUGGAAGGAUUCCUUAUCAUCAGUGAUGGUAUGUUGCAGAUCAAUGAUGCCCAGCCUUCAGAUGCAGGACGCUAUGACUGCAUCGCUAAGAAUGGAGCUGGAGCAGAUGUCUUCAAGGUCAUUCUUGAGGUUCAUGAGCCACCUCAGAUCGCAGAGACCACCAAAACAUAUGAGAUCCGAGUUGACGCUUCUGUCGAGUUGGAAUGCCGUGUUGGUGGAAUUCCCAAACCAAACAUUCGCUGGCUGUUCAAUGGACGAGAAUUGGGAGCCCAGAGUCUGAAGCUUGCUAAUGGGAACCUCAAGAUACCUGUCGUGAGGGCAGAGGAUAGUGGGGCUUACACUUGCCUGGCUCAAAAUGAUGCUGGAUUCGCCCAAGCAGAGAGGAUUCUUGUAGUGCUAGAUGUUCCAAGGCUUCCAAGACCACCUCGUGAGCAGUCUGAGAUGACCAUCAGUGUGAAUCGACGAGCAGUCUUGACCUGUCCAGCCGAUGGCUAUCCACCCCCUGAGGUCACUUGGAGGAAGGAUGGAAUCCUGGUUGAACCUGCAGGUAGAAUCACCAUGACUGAGAACCAUGAACUCAUCAUUGACAGAGUACAGGAAAGUGACAGUGGUACCUAUACAUGCGUGGCUACAAAUUCAAUUGGCAGUAACAGACUAAAUUUCUACCUCACAGUGCAAGUUGCUCCAACAUUCACCCACUUCCCAAAUGAUGUAGAGCUAGCAGCUGGGAACAGACUGGAACUGAUUUGUGAAGCUAUUGGUGUCCCUAUGCCUGAUAUUGCAUGGCUGGUCAAUGGGACUGAGAUGAUUCCAAACCCACCUACUUUUGAUGGUCGUAGUGUGCUUGCCAUUGGGAAUGUACAGAAGAGUGACAGUGGAACGUACAUGUGCCGAGCUGAAAAUAUUCUUGGUGUAAGGACCGCCAUCACUGCAGUACGUGUCAGGGUGCCACCCAGGAUCCACCGCAUCCCAUCAGACACUACCCUGACCCUAGGAGAGAGGGCGGUGUUGAACUGUGCAGUCAACGGUGACCCCAAACCAGAGGUCACGUGGCUCAAGAACAACCGGCCUGUAGCCCUGACUGAUACCAUGCAACAAAGUUCUGAUGGUUCUCUCAUUAUAGCACCCACUGCUAUAUCUGAUGCCGGUUUCUACAAAUGUCAAGCUCUUAACCUCUACGGCCUUGAUGAAGUCAGCUAUCAUCUUGAAAUACAAAGUCGUCCUAUGUUUGUGGUGGAGCCACAGAACACCACAGUAUCCCACGGUGAGAAUGUCCUGCUGGACUGCAUAGCUCAGGGAGAGCCUGAACCAUCCAUGAGAUGGCAGAAGGAAGGCUUCAGGGUGUUACCGGUAGGGCGUGUGGCCAUCCUCCCAAACAAUACCCUCAAGAUAGUUGCUGCACAGCUGACCGAUAGUGGUGCCUACAUGUGUCUGGCUGAAAAUCAGAUGGGUCGAGCUGUGAUGACCAUCCAUCUGACCGUCAUGGUGCAUGGCGGCUGGUCAGAAUGGACCGAGUGGGGGCAGUGCAGUAAGACAUGUGGGCGGGGCAUGAGGAUACGCACACGUCGCUGCGACAGUCCGUCCCCAGCUCACAAUGGACUGCAAUGCACAGGGCCAGAGGUAGAACAGAACUCAUGCCAUAUGGAUAGUUGCCCUAUUCAUGGUCGCUGGGGUGAAUGGCAGCCAUUUGAAGAAUGCUCUGUAUCCUGUGGCUUUGGUGUCCGUGUAAGGCGACGAUUCUGCGAUAACCCACCGGUUCAGUAUCGAGGAAGGGAUUGCGAAGGCGAGGGUGUCCAGCAGGAUGAAUGCUUUGCAGGAGAAUGCCCAGUGGACGGUGGCUGGGGACCUUGGUCGUCAUGGCAACUAUGUGAUCGAACCUGCGGCAAUGGCAAUACUAUCCGUGAGAGGAUAUGUAACAACCCUGAGCCUAGGUACGGCGGCAGGGACUGCAGCGGCCUAUCCAGGGAGACUAGAGCUUGUAACGUUCGACCUUGCCCAGUGGAUGGUGUAUGGGGAUCAUGGAGUAUCUGGUCUACAUGUACAGUGUCCUGUGGUGGAGGACAACAGACUAGGACCAGGACCUGUACUGGACCACUUCAUGGUGGACAGCCUUGUGAGGGUAGGAGUGAACAGACCAUACGGUGUAAUGCAGAGCAGUGUCCAGUACAUGGUAAUUGGUCCGACUGGGACGUAUGGGGUAUCUGUUCAGCUAUGUGCGGUGGAGGAAUAAGACAAAGGUUCCGCUCCUGUACCAAGCCAGCACCAUCCCCUACAGGUCGACCCUGUGUAGGUGACAGCAUUGAUACAGAACCGUGCAAUCAACAACCAUGCCAAGUUGAUGGCAAGUGGACACCCUGGUCACCAUGGAGUGAAUGUUCAGAGACCUGUGGAGAGAGUAGUAGACGUAAAACCCGAGAGUGUACCAACCCUGCUCCAGCCCAUGGUGGCAGGCCGUGUAUAGGGGCAGCUGAGCUCAUUCAAGCAUGUCAUACACCUCCAUGUAUAGUUGGUCCAAGGACAGCCGUUGCCAUGGUAACAGGCAGCAUCAAUGGUCAGACAUUGAAUGGUCAACUCUUUGCCAACAUCAGUGUGGACAAUGCUGGUUACACCAUGGUCAGUGCCAGUAUGGACAAUGUACCUAAAGAUAUUGGUAACGUGAUGCGUAUGCUGAUCUCCUUGAUAUCUCCUGUCUACUGGACCAGUGCGUAUGAGCGUGACAACACGGCUAAUGGCUUCUCUGUUACAGAAGGAAACUUUGAGAGACAGACUCAAGUCCGCUUCUGGUCAGGCGAGGAGCUGACCAUGGGAAUGCAUUCACUAGGAGUAGAUGAAAAUGGAGUCUUGCAGUUGACCAUCCUCCUGACCGGAGACACGCCCGAGAUCUUCCCAGAGGAUCAGGUCAUCACACGCAACUACCGAGAAGACUACAUCCAAACAGGACCAGGGGAGAUCUACGGCAAGUCAUCGCGUCAUGUCACUAUUGAUGGAACGGCUCUCCUAUAUGCCUGGAACCAUACCAUUCUCUAUGAUGAUGCAGGCAGCCAGAUGCCCUACCUUGUGCAGACUCUCAACACAGAGGGCGCUACAGUGGAAUACAAUCCUGUUGAUGGGUCGCUGACCUACACCAUACGCGUCUACUUUACUAGAGGUGAACCACGAAAUAGAUGUCCUUCAGGAUUCUUGCUAGAUCCAUCUGGACCAUACUGCAGAGAUAUUAAUGAGUGCCUGCAGAGGAAUACAUGUUCCCAUUUCUGCCAGAACUAUUACGGCGGUCACGUCUGUGCCUGUCCCACUGGUUUCAGACUCAACAGAUUCAAUGAACGCACCUGUGACGACAUCGAUGAGUGUCGGUACAACAAUGGAAACUGUCCGUCUAGUGAAGAAUGCCAGAAUACCGAAGGGUCUUUCCGAUGUGUGCAGCAUUGCACUCGGGGAACACGCAGGAUACCAGGCACCACAAGCUGUGGCGAUAUCAAUGAAUGCCAGGAGUCUCCCAACAUCUGCUCCCACCAAUGCAGCAAUACUCAAGGAAGCUACCAGUGUUACUGCAAUAAGGGAUACCGUCUUAGGGGAAAGAAUCAAUGUGAAGAUGUGAAUGAAUGUGAGGAACAUAACCCAUGUCAGAUCAAUCAGGACUGCAUCAAUCAACAAGGUCGUUAUCGCUGUAUAACGGUCUGUCAACAAGGCUUUGAGAAGGCUAGGAACGGCUCAUGCAUAGAUAUCAAUGAAUGCAGAACCAAUCGUCACGAGUGUGCUGCUACUCAAACCUGUAUGAACUCCAUGGGUAGCUAUGCUUGCCUGUGCCCCCGUGGUUUCCGUGCAGAGGGCCGACGUUGUAAUGACAUCAAUGAAUGUGCCAACCGACCCUGCACGUAUCAGUGCCGUAACCUCCAGGGCGAUUACGAAUGUAUAUGCUCACCGGGGAUGAUGAGGGCGCCAGACAGAAAGACUUGUAUCGGGUACGAGCAAAAAGUAGAGCCCCCGACGGUCUUGGACUGUAUGAAUGGAUGGCGCCGUGUGGCAGGCAGAUGUGUUGAUGUGAAUGAAUGCCAGCUAGCACAUCCCUGCCGGUAUAGAUGCGUUAACACCGAAGGUAGUUUCAUGUGUGAAUGUCCGCCAGGUUAUCGCCUAUCAGCGGACAGAGUAUCUUGUGAUGACAUCAAUGAAUGCGUCGAGCACAACAUACAAUGUGGAGGCAACGACCUCUGCUUUAAUCGUCAAGGCAACUAUAGCUGCUUGGAAACGUCCUGUCCACAAUAUUAUGAGAGGGAACGUUUUACAGGGUACUGCGUGAGGUCUUGCCCUGCGACAUUAACAAGAUCAGAGUUACAGCUGUGUGAAAGCCUGCCUGGUACCAUCCAAUUCAGGACCCUUGCCUUGCUAACGGACACAUCGGCUGGGCGGGAUCUACUCAGGCUUAGGGUUGUCAGAUCUGACGGUACCUACCAUACAAACACAUACUUCAGUAUUGAGAACACGCAGGUGCCUUUCAAUAUCCGGACCGAGUCGAGUGGCCGGGGAGUUCUUUCAACCAGACUCAACCUUCAGGAGCCCAGAGACUAUGUGAUUAAAGUGCGAGCUCAAGGUUUCUCAGGAUCCCAUAUCUCGACCCACGUUGAACUGGACAAUGUCUUCCAUAUCCACGUCUCGGUCUCUCAGUUCCCCUACAGUAACUCAUAGAAUCAUGCCACCCCUGGCUCUGGUUCACCAUCAAGUAACAUGAACAAAACAAGGAGAGAUCGAGAAUGAUAAAUGCGACAGAGGGAGAGAUCGAGAAUAAUAAUUGCGACAUUUUUGGACAAAAGGCCUGUGACUUGUUGCUGUGUUUCCUUUGAUGCAAGCUGCUUGUAAGGCUUAGGGGAAUCCUGACUCGCUACGGACAGUAAAGCCUGUGAAGACCAUGUGUGUCUUGAUCUUGAGAAAGGAUGCCUUUGCUGAAUGCACCAAUCUAAAGCUCUCUUUGCGUCAAAUGCGUUAUGUUGGAAGAAUCCAUUGAAUAGUCUUUAUUUUGUGACAAGAUGCACUAUCCAUCGAUGUCAGCAUUUCUAGCAAACCAAGUCUGGGAACACUGCUUCAAAGACCAAUCAACUUGAAAAUUGUUGCCAAUUUGAAGAGCUCCCUAAUCAUUGGACGAGGCAUCUUGUAAAUAAUAUGACAAAUGUGUGCUAAAUAGUGGAGGUGAUUUUAAACGUUUUCUUGAGGCAGUGAUGGUGCUAGCUAGUCGUGUGGAUCGAUAACUCCUUUGUGGAACAUGUAUUCUUUCAAGUUAGAAUUAAAAUUCUAAUGGAUAUGCUAUGAAUGUUUUUCUGUCUAUAAAAUGUAUUUAAAAUUAUUCAUUUUUAUUUUUAUACUCUUCGUCAUGUGUGCUUUUAUUAAAGAUUAUGUAAUGCUAACGAGGUCAUACUUUCAGGCCAAGCAAUAGGUGCUAUUUGUCAUGAAACCUUUAAAUUGUUUUAUUCCUCCAUUUUAAUUCUCUAUUCUAAUCAAGGACCAUUAAUUUGUUCAAUUCGACUCUUCGCUUGCAUACAUCUUUCUUUUUUGAUAGCAUACAAAGACAAACACUCACUUUUAGGUCAUGAAACGCAUAUUCUAUAGACCUACCAGGAACCCCAAAAUUAUUAUGAGAUUGAAAAGUUGUUACGUAAGAUUUAACAAAAUCAUGAGAAGGUAAACAUAUUAGAAUACAUAAUUAACUGACCUCUUAAAAUUUGUAAAAUGUGUGCCAGUGAUUGGAUUUAAGUUGUUUUCAUACACAAAUGACUAUACAUUCAAAUGUGUAUGAUUACACAUAAAAACUUAAGAAAUUCCUGUCCAUUUCUUGUGUAUAAUUUGAUCAAUUCAAAUUCAAUAGUGCAUCAUUUCCAUUGUUAUUAUGCUUAUGAUUAAGAUGAAGUUGUGUAUGAAAUGUAAUAGUUAAGUUGUGUACGUUGUGGCUGCAUUCAUUGAAUGAAAUUUAAAAUCAGUUACAUGUCCUUAUUAAGUUUCUUAUCUCUAUUUAUUUUCUACUUUGUAUGUUAUAUAGAGAUUGUACAUACAGUUAUUCAUCUUUUUAACUUCAUGUGUUACAUUGUUCCAUUAAUGUUCCGACGGCGUGAUUUAAAAUGGCAACACAUUCAGACAAUAUGCUUCUGACGUUGAAUAGUCUAGACAUAGUCAUGCAAUGUCGGGUCUAAAUCAGUUUCUUAUUCAGAAAAAAAAGGUUUAUUUAUUAAAAUUCUUGUUAGUGUUACUUUAUAACAUUCUGAUUCUUAUGGAAAAGCAGAAUUUAUAUCAAGCAAAAUUAAUUUCACAAUAUGAUAUUAAUGAGAUUAUGAGAUUGAAAAAACAUUAGGAAACGUAAUCUUGAUAUACUACCACAGAUUAGUAAUGCAAUAUUCAUAAAAUAUGACUUGGUGUUUGGAAUGCUUAUUGUAAUGUAGAGAAUAUAAGAUUAUUUGUUUAGCUUAAUCGGUCUGUCUCAUAAAAAUGAUUUGAUUUCAAUUUCUUUGCAAAUCUACCACUUGUUUGAAUAUUUAAUUCAUGUGAAGUAUCACAAAAUGAUGGACAAAAGCUAUAAUAUGUAUUUCAUGUCUUUUAAAGUAUUUUUGAAUCGUGACUUUUACAAUCUUGGAAGAAAGUGAAUCGUCCAAGAACAAAUAAACAGUUAUAUAUAUGACUACGUUAUA
Messenger RNA from Strongylocentrotus purpuratus (purple sea urchin), 16456 nucleotides. Its product is annotated as hemicentin-1. NCBI's taxonomy places the organism in Eukaryota, Metazoa, Echinodermata, Echinoidea, Camarodonta, Strongylocentrotidae. Gene Ontology annotation, molecular function: cell-cell adhesion mediator activity; calcium ion binding. Gene Ontology annotation, cellular component: axon; plasma membrane. The record is from RefSeq and is a predicted model, not a curated record. Gene Ontology annotation, biological process: axon guidance; dendrite self-avoidance; homophilic cell-cell adhesion. The transcript has 68 exons. Bases 510 to 14471 code for a protein of 4653 amino acids.